Messenger RNA from Brienomyrus brachyistius, 2628 nucleotides. Its product is annotated as 3 beta-hydroxysteroid dehydrogenase type 7-like. The record is from RefSeq and is a predicted model, not a curated record. NCBI's taxonomy places the organism in Eukaryota, Metazoa, Chordata, Actinopteri, Osteoglossiformes, Mormyridae. Bases 693 to 1793 code for a protein of 366 amino acids. Gene Ontology annotation, biological process: steroid biosynthetic process. The transcript has 8 exons. Gene Ontology annotation, molecular function: 3-beta-hydroxy-Delta5-steroid dehydrogenase (NAD+) activity.
UAAAUACUGAAGGACUACUUUAACUGCUACAUAAAUCAUAGUAUAAUGUAAUAUAAUUACUAGUUUACUAUUAGUAUAAUUCCAUUUGCAACUCAAUCAACAGAUUAAGAAACAGUGGUCUUUAGGACCCUGCAACAAAACCAUAGCCUGCAAGGGAAAAAGGAAGAAGAGCCCAAUGAUUGUUACAGUAUGCAGCUGAACAGCACUGCGCUCUCUUAGAUUGGAGAGAAUAACAAAUAGAAGGGGAUUAAAAUGCAGCUGAAAUUCUGGGAAGAGAUAUUACAGAGCAGGUGCUAUUAUCUAGUGAUAUCGUCUUAAAGACUGAACAUAGUGAAUUAUUUAUUCAGUUAGAACUACGUGACACAUCUAAAAAUACAUGCCUGCAGGCAGCACGCACGAGUGAAGUACAAGAAACGGAGGUGAGCAGAGCACCACAGUGCUUAGAGUGUCUAACUGUUCAGCAGCAGUGUACAGAACAAAGCGCCGCCCGCGCCUGCUGCACCGCCCGAAGCACCUGCUAUGAUGCCUGCACCGUCCGAAGCACCUGCUGCACCGCCCGAGAAUACAUUCAAAAUAAGGAUCUUCUGAGACCCAUCAUCUAAAUACAAAAUAACAUACAGAAAGAAAGAAAAGCACUGCAUUUAGGACUGAUCAAAGGAACAUCCAACUGAAGUUCAAGAAGAAAAACAAGAAUGUCAAAACAAGGACACUCCGGUUUAGUGUAUUUGAUUACGGGAGGCUGUGGUUUCCUUGGCCAGCAUCUGCUGCGGACACUGUUAGAAAGAGAAGACGAAGUCAUGGAGAUUCGCCUUUUUGAUCAACUCACCCGACCAAACCUAGUGGACCAUAGCACCGAAAGGGUGAAAGUGGUGUUGAUUCAGGGCGACAUCACGGAUUAUGAGAGUGUGCUGGUGGCAGCCACAGGGGCAGACCUGGUCAUCCAUACUGCUAGCCUGGUGGACGUAUGGCAUCGAGUCCCUGAGGAAACCAUCCACCGGGUUAAUGUUCAAGGAACAGCAAAUGUCAUCGAAGCAUGUAUGGAAUCUGGGAUCCAGUACCUCAUUUACACAAGCAGCAUGGAGGUUGUGGGGCCCAACAUCAAAGGAGACCCGUUUAUCAGAGGGAAUGAAGACUCCUUGUAUGAAGUGUGCCAUGAGAUGCCCUAUCCCAAAAGUAAGGCGGAAGCUGAGAGAUUGGUGCUGGACGCCAAUGGCAAAAAGGGGAAAGAAGGUCUUUCCCUGUGGACCUGUGCCCUGCGGCCCACUGGGAUCUACGGGGAGCAGCACCAACUCAUGAGAGAAUUUUAUCAGAUGGGAGUGCGCACUGGGGGCUGGGUGAUCCGGGGUAUUCCACGUGACACGGAGCACGGCCGUGUUUAUGCAGGCAAUGUGGCCUGGAUGCACCUGCUGGCAGCCCGCAAGCUGAGACAGCACCCCCACAGGCUGGGAGGGGAAGUGUACUUUUGUUACGAUGACUCACCCUACAAAAGCUACGAAGACUUCAACAUGCAGUUCCUGUCACAGUUCCACUUCCGCGAGGUGUGCGUGCCCGUGUGGAUCCUGUGGCUGGUGGCGUGCUUCAACGACCUGCUACAUUGGGCCUUGAAGCCUGUGUGGCUCUACACGCCGCUGCUGAACCGCUACACGCUGGCCGUGGCCUGCACCUCUUUCACGGUGCGCUCUGAUAAGGCCGAGCGGCACUUUGGCUACCGGCCACUCUACAGCUGGGAAGAGGCCAGGGCACGUACACAGAGCUGGGUGAACACCUUCACGGAAAGCCCUAAAGAUACCUGACCCAGCUCACAUUACCUCCCUUUUAACCAAGCAUUUCUCUGUCACUUUCCUCCUUGUCAUAUUUAAAUUCUGUUCUCUAAAUUAUUCAUUCUUCUAAGUCAAUGACGACAUUUUAGGUAAAGAAUUUUGCUGUACUAACAGAAAUACUACUAAUAGUAAUAUCAGAUAGUGUACAAUAUAUAAUAUGACAUGUUAAACAGUUUCAUUUAUAAUAAAUUAAAUAAUCCUUAUAACCACAAAUAUGAAUUUUGUUUCCACUGAUGCGUGAGAGCACAGCUUCAGCAUCUCUGUGUCUGAAUUCUGAAAAAUGCAGAUUAAUGAUUAAUAAUUUCCUUUCUAGGGCGGCAUGGCGGUGCAGUGGUUAGCACUGUUGCCUCACACCUCUGGGACCCGGGUUCGAGUCUCCGCCUGGGUUACAUGUAUGUGGAGUUUGCAUGUUCUCCCCGUGUCGUCGCAGGGUUUUCUCCGAGUACUCCGGUUUCCCCCCACAGUCCAAAAACAUGCUGAGGCUAAUUGGAGUUGCUAAAUUGCCUGUAGGUGUGCAUGCGUGAGUGACUGGUGUGUGAGUGUGCCCUGCGAUUGGCUUUCAGUCAGUAUUGCUGUCAUCAUGUAAAAUAUAUUUCAAACUGACAGAGGGGCAAAACCCAUGACAGAACCUGACAUAAGAUGGGAAAGGCGGACAGACAGACAAGGAAUGGGGACAGAAAGGGAACAGGUGGAACAAAAGGGCCAGGAGUGAAUGGAGGGAAUACAGGAGGACGAGGAGCAGGGACGGGAGGAACAAAGGGACGAGGAACGGAGACAGGAGGGACAAAGACGGGAGGAGUAGCAAACA